AUGCAAUCCUCCCAUGGUCGUGACGACCAAGGAGAGAGAUGGCUCUCACGGGACUCAACAUACUUGAGAAGCAACGCUGCCAAAGGCAAGCAGCCCCAGAGCAGCCCUGAACAGUCACCACAUGUCGAAAGAAUCGAUUUGACCUUCGAGCUUCCCUUCAGCAAGUUCUCAUCAGACAAGCCAGUCUGCUCCUUUGGCGCAGUCCCCGGUAGGCUGGAAACCCUGGAUCUCCACAAGACCGACUUUUACGAGCUGGAGCUUCCAAACGACGAUUCCCUCGUCCAGCAUCUGGCUGCAAAGAACCUCACGGAUGUCCGACUUGUCGAACUACUCUUCCGAAUGGAGUACGUCCACAAUCACCCCGAAACAGCGGCAGACCUCGAACGAAUCGUGCGCACGCUGGUGCCGCUCUUAGAGAAGGCAGAGAUUUCUUUCCGAACGUUUUGGAACCACGAUCCCGAACCUGGGACUUCGUACGAAGAAUGGAAGGCUUAUAACGUUCGGAACCGGGAGCCAUUGUAA
Messenger RNA from Saxophila tyrrhenica, 522 nucleotides. RefSeq lists its product as uncharacterized. NCBI's taxonomy places the organism in Eukaryota, Fungi, Ascomycota, Dothideomycetes, Mycosphaerellales, Extremaceae. Bases 1 to 522 code for a protein of 173 amino acids. The record is from RefSeq and is a predicted model, not a curated record. The transcript has 2 exons.